Molecule: messenger RNA, 984 nt
Organism: Parastagonospora nodorum SN15
Lineage: Eukaryota; Fungi; Ascomycota; Dothideomycetes; Pleosporales; Phaeosphaeriaceae
Exons: 3
Coding region: 1-984 (327 amino acids)
Source: RefSeq, a predicted model, not a curated record
AUGCGCACAUCCAUAUGCCUGCUAUUCCUCACGUCUCUCACAUCCGCCCUUGAAGUUUCUCCCGACUCCCCAUGUUCACCAAAAUGCAUCGAUGAUCCGCGCACUGGCAACGCGUCCUCCCGAGACGACUCCCUGACGUUCAACCGCGACUUGUUCUGUUUUGAUUGGGAAAUUUCGGGUGCCAAUAGCACUCAAAGUGGGCUGAAGUUCAGGGACUGCAACAAUUGUCUAAAGAGCAGUGGAUAUACAGAAACCACUUGGAACGAGAGGGACGUGGGGUGGUUCUUGUUCAAUAAUCGCGGCGUCAUUGACUGGUGUCUCUUUGGCCGCUUCGGAGAAGAAACUAAUAAGGACAUAUCCGCUUCCCCGAUCUAUACCGCAUGCAACAACAGAUGCACCAAACUCUAUACAGCAGCCGAUUAUAUGGUCAAGAGCGCGCCAAGUAGCUACAACUUUUGUGAUACCGCUGGGAACUUUACCCAGGAUGCAGAGUCAUGUUUAGACUGUCUGUACGAGACUCCAGGGCUGACCACGCUGGGUAACGGGAAAACUUACAAUUCCCCAAGUAACCAAGACAUUUACGCACCGACCAAGCUCAUGCUGUCAAGCCCUGAAGCGUCACAGUCGAAUUCGCUCACGUCUACACCCACGUCUGUACCCACUUCUUCGUCCUCCUCUACCUCCUCACCGCAAGCCAGCAGCUCCGGUGGUUUGUCGAAAGGGGCCUUGGCGGGUAUUAUAGUUGGCGCGCUCCUCGGUGCUGCAUUGCUCCUCGCCAGCGCGCUGUUACUUUUAAGACGCAAGAAGAACCAGCGAAAGGGAGCUGUAGUUGAGACGUCAUAUACCCCUGUGCGUGGACAGCAGAAAGUUCUGCACGAGAUGGAUGUGGACCACGUGGCGCAGUACGACCCGGCGGAGCUGCCAGCACAUGGAAAAGUUGAGAUGCCGACUGAGAGUGGAAAUAACGGGGAUCGGAGAUUCUGA